Candidula unifasciata is the source of this 1043-nucleotide messenger RNA. Lineage: Eukaryota; Metazoa; Mollusca; Gastropoda; Stylommatophora; Geomitridae. The record is from the annotation of a GenBank genome assembly.
GCACAGACAUCCUCAGGAAACAGAUAGAAAACAAUGAGAUGAAUUAUGACUUCAGUCACGUGACAGGCUUGGCCAAUCAUCAGCCUUAUAGAUCUAAAUCUCUCAACACGAACAGCCGGUACAACCAUGAGGGACCCGACUCUAACGCAGCUUCAUCAUUGGCUGCUCUUCAAGGUGAUGGCCACAACCGCAUGGCCAAUGACUACAGCCAUAAUCAACUUCUCAACGUGAUGACCGAUGGACCAGGUGGUCCUGGUACUGACCAGAUGCAGGCUUUAAAUGUCAACCAGCACUCACGGAGUCCCUCACUCAAAGUUCGUCGCUACAGCUUUUUGGCGGGUUCACGAAGGGGAAGAGGAUUUAGCGAAGUUUUCGACUCAACUAUUUUAAACGACCACUUUGAUCAGUACACAGCCAAUGAAAACAACGCAGGAUGUGAUGGACUAGGAACAAAUGUUAAUUCUCUCACCAACAGUAGCAGCAAUCCCCAUAGCAACACCAACCACAACCCCUUCGCAAGACAGCCUCCUGCCAACCCAUCACCUGACUCGGGUGUUUCAGAAAGCAUGGACGAUGACUCCAGUAAAAUGCGCUCCCUGCAACGCAGGCGAACCAUGCCUUGCAUCCUUGAUACCUCUGACAGCACCAAAGAGACACACCUGCCCACUGCCAAGCAGCUCUUGGUGGAGCAUGAAACGGCACACAGCAGUGACAACCUGACAACUAAAGUGCCGGAAACUUUCCUCAUUGAGAACGGCAUACGUAAAAGGAUUCAGGCUGAGGUUCAUUUGCAGUCCGGGAAAGAACACGGUCAGUUUCCUACGGAAUAUAAAUUUGUGGAUGAUCACAAAUUGCCAGGUGGUAGUGGAGUGGAUAAGCGUGGCAGUCUUCCAGACUUGAAAACAAUGAAAUCAGUGAAACCUUUGUCUCGGAGAGAGGCCUACCAGUUGAGCAGUGCUAGGAGAGAGGAAAUACGACGUUUGCAAGACCUGGCAGAGAGAAGGCGACAGGGAGACAUGUCGGUGAUAUUAGGAGAUGUCAGA